Moesziomyces antarcticus is the source of this 1293-nucleotide messenger RNA. RefSeq lists its product as uncharacterized. The record is from RefSeq and is a predicted model, not a curated record. Bases 1 to 1293 code for a protein of 430 amino acids. The transcript has 2 exons. Lineage: Eukaryota; Fungi; Basidiomycota; Ustilaginomycetes; Ustilaginales; Ustilaginaceae.
AUGCGAACGGCUCGAGCACUUGCACACAGGCUCGCAAAAGCACAGGCCGCCGGAGCCUGCCAUCUCCACCGUGGCAGUGCGCAUUCCAUCGACGACGCCCUGACCAGGUACCGAAUAAUGUCGAGACGGUGCUGCCGCGCGGCUGAUCGCAAGGGCCUGCAGGGCUCGCCAUCGGCGCACAACACACAAUUCGACGUCCGCAACGGCGGGUCCGCUCAGAGACAUGUGAGAACGGAAGCACAUUCUUGCAAAUCGUCGACGCGCUGCUCAAACGUGCAAGGCUCGACCAAGACACCGUGCUAUUCGCCACGAGAACGAGGGUUCAAGGACACCGAGCGCGCAUCCAAACUCGGCCCAAGCGUCCAGAGGCGUUCGGCUACCGGCAUGCUUUGGUUCUCCAGUCGGACCCGUACUCGUCUCGCCUUACUCUUCGCUGACUGCGCUUCGGCGUCCAAAUCAUCGGCGCGAACGGCAACGUACCACAAAAGCACGCACGCCUUUCCUGACGUGAGACAAGCCAAUCGAGACGGCGAAAAGAGCGAGUCCAGUAGGUGUGCUUUGGUGGUGCUCCUUGCAUUCGACAAUUGGUCCUUCAGUAGUCGGUCAUGUCGGUCCCGACGUGCCUCUCAGCGCACGCGAACGGGAUGGCGAUCGAUCUAUGAUGGUGCCGUCCCUUCGAUCAGUGGUUCCGCUCAAAGCAUCAAGGGGUCGUCGGUCGCUACAUUUUCGACUACUCCAGAUUUCCGCGGCGCUGCAGCGGAGACCCUGACGAUGUCCUUGGAAAAAAAAGGGCGGCCCGAAAUUGUGGCGACACGGGAGCCAGCAGCUCGCGUAGGCACCACUCGAAGCCCCUUGCGUGAAAUAUUGGCGGUUACCAGCGCAAAGGCCCCUUCGAGCACACUGCACGGCGCAGUGCAUGGUGCAGGAACGGCGGAAGCGCUUCGUCCUCCCUCCUUCUCUCUUUCUCGCACGCACUGGCCCUCACCGUGCAACCUCGUGCUCGCCAGGGCAGCGCUAGCCCUCCCGCACACCCUGCUCGCUGCUUUUCCGCCCCCGAGGAAGCUUCCAAAGCUCGGACCUGACGCCGCGCCGCAACUCCGCUGGCUUGGCACCCCUCCCGCCAACGCGGCUUUCGGACACGAUCGUCGCUUGUCUCGCUUGCUUAUGAUCUGCAUGAUCUUCUUUCCACUGAGACAGGCACUCGACGACGCCGCUGCCCGCUCGACGCCUUGUGCCUGUCUCUCUCGCGCCCUCCUCUCCACUCGUGCCGCAAACACUCUGGUGCCAGCCUGA